AUGGGGAGGGCAAUUACAACAGAUUUUUGAAAGUUUCGGCAUAUCAAGCCUAGAACAAAUGUUUUUAAGCCUAAGCAUGUUAAAUCAAAAGAUAUAUUGGUCACAAAAUAUAAAAAAACUCAAAAAGUGCAGAAAAAGAAAAAUGCAUGCAAAAAAAGCCUUAGUUCUACUAAAUCAAUGCUAUUGAAAUCUAUAAAACAAAAUGACAAUCAAUGCCUCCAGGUCGAAGGGAAAUUAAUAUAUGCUGAUGCUAAUGGAGCCAUAAAGAUAGACCUUAACUUAACAAACACAAUACAUAAAGAAGAAUUAUUUAUAGAUGAAGAAAUCACAUUAUGUGCUAUGCCAGAUCGAAAAUACUUCUGUAUUAAUUUUUGAAAGGGGCAAGCUUUUAUCAUAGACAAAAAUUUAUGUAUUUCUGAAAUCAAAGAUAUAAAACCAAGAAAAUUUUGUAUAAUUGCUUAUCUUGAUGGACUUAUUUACGCUUUUAGGAAAUCAAAAGCUAUAGAUGUAUAUGAUUUUAAUAGAAAUAGAUGAAAAAAAGCUGCAAAUAUUACAUUGCGCUCAAAACACAAUAUUACUUCUUGCAUUUCUUUUGAAGAAAAAAUUAUUAUUGCGCACUAUUGAGCAGGCAAUUUAAGAGCUUUUGAUCCUUUUAGUAAUAGUAUUUCAAAAAUAUUGAAAGUUAAACCCAGAACUGGAAUAGUUCUUUUUGUUGCAGAAAAUAAAUUAUACUGCAUUCAAACGGGAAACUGAGUAUUUGAGAGUUUAAUAAAGGAUUGCUUUCAAUGAAAUUGCAUAGGAAAAAACAGUAUCGCAGCACAAUUCUAUGGUUUUUCGCAUUUCUCUUUAUAUAAUGGAUCUAUAUAUUUUGUAGGUCUACUUCACGAUGUGUAUUUGUUUCGGUUUAAUAUUAAAACUCGAAAUAUUACCUUUAUUGAUAAAUUAGCCAAUUAA
Blepharisma stoltei is the source of this 954-nucleotide messenger RNA. The record is from the annotation of a GenBank genome assembly. Lineage: Eukaryota; Ciliophora; Heterotrichea; Heterotrichida; Blepharismidae.